This is a messenger RNA of Guyanagaster necrorhizus, 1205 nucleotides long. RefSeq lists its product as uncharacterized. The transcript has 3 exons. The coding region runs from base 42 to 1205 and encodes 387 amino acids. The record is from RefSeq and is a predicted model, not a curated record. Lineage: Eukaryota; Fungi; Basidiomycota; Agaricomycetes; Agaricales; Physalacriaceae.
CUUUCCCCUCGACCACUAAGAGCCACUGUGAUAUCACAGCAAUGGCAACCGACAGCAACUCUAAUUCUGUAAACCAAGGUCCGGUUCCUCUCUCUUUCCCAUCUAUUCUGCGCAAUGGGGCCCUCACGGACCGUUUCGCCUCAAAGAAGGGGAGAAGGAGGGACGACAACGGUGGGAAGAGGUGGAUCAAGCGCAAAGAAAACACGUGCUUCGUCGGUAAUCCUUAUAUAAUCUCUGCGACAAAGAAAGACUAUAUUUUGGAACCGCCGUCCAAUAAGACCACAUUUCCUGAACCCUUACCAUCGUAUCUUCCUCGCACAGCCAAAGUUCCUGGAGCCCAUCUUCCAACUAGAGACCCCAACUCAGCCAACGCAGGUCGUUUUUCACUCAGCCUUAAAGGGAUGCGACGGGAUCUUCGCAAGGCUGGUAGGCGCGCGCAGCUUCUCGUUCAGGACAUAGAGCAGGAAGUCAUCGAUUGGUUACAUGUUGGUGGGACGGUCAUGUCUCCAGACACUCCUCAGACUACGAGUACGGGGGUCAGGAGAGCUAUCGGCGACACCGAAACCAUCUUCGAAGUGUCCCGUACCCCAUUGCAGUUGGUCUGGUGCACCAACAAUGAUGCUUUCGGCAGAUAUGUUGUGCAUUGUUGCGCCAGGUAUCAUGAGAUUGUCAGCUACAGUGAAGAAGUGGACGGUGAACGUCUUACCUACCUUCUUCGCCCCAACGUCAUUCGUCCAGACUUCCAUGCACCUUUUACCCUUCCAACACCCCCUGUUACUGAUAACGAGACUUCCUCCCAGUUUGAUACUCAAUCAGAAUUCACUUCUGACGUCGAAUCUCUAAACGAUGUUGCUACAGGUCUAUCCGUUGUACCCGAGAAUUCCCCACCUUUAUCUCCCGUCGCAGACGUUGAACAAGACUUUGAUGAAGUAUGGUCGGUCCUUGGAGACUCAGAUAUCAAGGCAGAUGAGUCGGGGGAUGGACAUAGCCUAUCUGCGGGCUUGGCGUCUUUGACAAUGGAUCAAGACGCAGACAUCACGCCACGGCCUUCAUUACCUUUGCGUACUCGCUUGCGUCAAGCCCGGUCCGCCUCAUCUCCAUCACGUUCCCCAGCAUGUAAACCAAUUCGACUGCGUAGGCCGGUCCGGAGAAAAGCGCACGCGCCAGAGGCUCCCACGUCUUUUUAUGCUUAUCUAUUUCCAUAG